UUUAGCCAUAGCUAUGGUUACCACGUCUCUCCCCGCCUCCCUCCACCUAUCAAGAAGACGACUGGCCAUUGGCUGUCUGUCACCAAGUAAGUCAGUCAUUGGCCGCAGGUGAGACCGGGCGCUCCCCCUUCCCCUGUCUCCUGGGUCUCUUGAGGAGCCCAGGAAGGAGGCUCGGCUAGUGCCGCCGGGCCACGGGCUGCCGCGACCGGGCUGCGGCAGUCGUUAGCCGGCAUGUCGGCCGCCCAGGGCUGGGACAGGAACCGCCGGAGGGGAGGAGGCGCCGCAGGUGGUGGCGGCGGCGGAGGUAGCGGGGCCGGCGGGGGCAGUGGGGGCAGCGGGGGUCGGGGGACUGGCCAGCUCAACCGCUUCGUGCAACUCUCCGGGCGGCCGCACCUGCCAGGUAAGAAGAAAAUACGAUGGGACCCAGUUAGGAGGCGCUUCAUUCAGUCCUGUCCCAUCAUAAGGAUCCCUAACAGGUUUUUGAGAGGCCACAGACCUCCACCAGCACGAAGCGGACAUCGUUGUGUGGCAGAUAAUACCAAUCUGUAUGUGUUUGGAGGUUAUAACCCAGAUUAUGAUGAAUCAGGAGGGCCAGAUAAUGAAGACUAUCCUCUCUUCAGGGAGCUUUGGAGGUAUCAUUUUGCUACAGGAGUGUGGCACCAGAUGGGCACAGAUGGCUACAUGCCUCGGGAACUGGCAUCUAUGUCACUUGUGCUACACGGAAACAACCUGUUAGUGUUUGGAGGGACGGGUAUCCCAUUUGGUGAGAGCAACGGCAAUGAUGUCCAUGUCUGUAACGUGAAGUAUAAGAGAUGGGCUUUACUCAGCUGUCGGGGGAAGAAACCGAGUCGUAUAUAUGGACAGGCCAUGGCUAUCAUCAAUGGCUCCCUUUAUGUCUUUGGAGGGACAACUGGCUAUAUUUAUAGCACAGACCUGCACAAAUUAGACCUCAAUACUAGAGAAUGGACACAACUGAAACCAAACAACUUGUCCUGUGAUCUACCAGAAGAGAGAUACAGACAUGAAAUUGCACAUGAUGGGCAGAGGAUUUACAUCCUGGGAGGUGGUACUUCUUGGACAGCUUAUUCCUUAAACAAGAUUCAUGCAUACAACCUUGAAACAAAUGCAUGGGAGGAAAUUGCAACAAAGCCUCAUGAAAAAAUAGGUUUUCCUGCAGCCCGAAGAUGCCACAGUUGUGUUCAGAUUAAAAAUGAUGUGUUUAUUUGCGGGGGCUACAAUGGAGAAGUGAUCCUGGGAGAUAUCUGGAAGUUGAAUCUGCAGACUUUUCAGUGGGUCAAGCUCCCAGCUACCAUGCCAGAGCCAGUGUAUUUUCACUGUGCAGCUGUUACACCAGCUGGCUGCAUGUACAUUCACGGAGGUGUGGUGAACAUCCAUGAAAAUAAACGGACUGGGUCGUUGUUUAAGAUCUGGCUGGUGGUGCCUAGCCUGCUGGAGCUGGCAUGGGAGAAGCUGCUCGCGGCCUUCCCCAACCUGGCAAACCUCUCCCGAACACAGCUUCUGCACCUUGGACUCACACAGGGACUCAUCGAACGCUUGAAAUGAGGAUUUCUGGACUGUUCAUUGAUACUGGAAAUGUUAAUUUAAAGAGACUCCUUUAUUUAUGGGCAGUGUAGAAUGUGCUUCAAAGAGGAUUGGUUACCCUGAUCAAGGCCUUAUUCAGAAAAUACAUCAGAUGCCUUUCUGUAAAUUGUUUUAAGUUUAUGGAAUCUCACUUUCCCUUGUGCUUUUUUUCUUUGCUUCUCUCCCUCCUGCCUCAGUACACACGCACAUACACACAUACUCCUUCUUCCUUGACAGAGCUGAGGGAAAGUCUGAAAGUACCUUAAUAAUGUUAUGAAUCAAGAUAAAAUAAAGAAAAAUUUAAAGGAA
Molecule: messenger RNA, 1890 nt
Organism: Camelus dromedarius (Arabian camel)
Lineage: Eukaryota; Metazoa; Chordata; Mammalia; Artiodactyla; Camelidae
Gene: KLHDC10
Product: kelch domain containing 10
Exons: 10
Coding region: 232-1563 (443 amino acids)
Biological process (GO): positive regulation of stress-activated MAPK cascade
Molecular function (GO): protein binding
Source: RefSeq, a predicted model, not a curated record